AUGAAAACUUCUCCUAUAAUUUUAUUGUUAAUUUUUUCUUCUUUCCAAAGUAAUUUAUAUGAAUCGGCUCCCUCGGGAUCAGAUGAAAAUGAAUUAGAAAAUAAAGAAAAUGCAAAAUUAUGCAUAAAUAUACUUGAGUAUAUACAUAUUAGUGAAAAAUUAUCAAGAUAUAGUGAAGAAUCAUUCAAAAAAAAAUGCUCUGAUGUUAUAAAAAAUAUCAAAAAAAAUAUUCCUCAUAAUAUAAAUGAACAGAAUGAAUUUAUCUUAAGUUUAAUACACACGAGAUCUCUUCAUGCAAGUGAAGCUGAAGAGGAUGAAUAUGCCUUAACAAACAUUAUAAGUAAACUAGAAAAUAAUAAAAACUUAAAAUAUAUAAAUAAAAAAGCUAGGAAUAUUAUAAGAUAUAAUAAAUUUAUAUUAGAAAUAUCUGAUACAAAAGAUGUAGAAGAAUUUCUAGUACUAAGGAGUGAAAAAGAUGAAUAUAUGUGGAAGCCAAAAGAAAAUAUAGUAAAAAACAUAAAGGAAUCCUUUAAGUAUCACUCCUAUUAUUUUCAAAUAAAUGAAAAUGAAAUAAAUUUAAAAAGUGAAGUUUCACAUAUAAAUUUCAUUGAAAUAUAUAAAGAAAAUAUUUGCUUACACAAUAUUCAUCUGUGUCAAAAAUUUUAUCAACAAGUUGAAAUAUAUUUGAAAAUGAAAGCAAUUUUUUUAAAUAUAAUGUCUCAUAUAGGAAAAAAAUGUAAACUAAUUUCUAAAGAAGAUAUAUUAAAAGUUUUAAGUAUGAAGAAAAAAAAGGAAGAUGUUAUUCAAAUAUUAGAUGAACCUAUAUUAGAAGGUGAUCUAUAUGUUAUUGAAAAUAUAAUAUUAAAUAAGAAAGAAGAAAAUUUAUUAGAAUUACAUAAAUUAGAUAAUAAGAAGAAUAAAAAGAUAAUUUAUGCACACAAAGCAGCAAAAAUUAUUAACAUAAAAAAAGAAUUGAAUAAUAAAGAAAAGUAUGAAGAAUUAAUGAACUCAGUAAAAACAUAUUUACUUUCAAUUACAAGUAUUGAUAAAGAUAUUUCAGCUUUUGUUGAAGAAUUAGAUAAUGAUGAUAUAGAAAAAUUUUUAACGGAUUUGAAUUUUUUUAUAUAUUAUGGAUUUUUAUUUAUUAAUGAAGACAAAUCCUGGAUAACAGAGGAAGAUGUCAUACCUACUUUCGUAAAUCUAUAUAGGGCAAAUAAUAUAGUUUUUUUAUAUAUACUAAAAACAGCAUAUGAAGAAAAUAAAAAUUCUGAGCAUUUAGCAUAUAAUUUUUAUAAUUUGAACAAAUUUCCUUAUGUGGAAAGUAGAUCUUUAAUAAAUAAUUUUAAAAUAAAAAAUGAAUAUACAAACUUAAAAGAAUUAGACAAAAAAAAAGUAACUCAACAUUUUACAAAAAAUUUGACAGAAUUCCUUAAACAAUUUAAAGUUUCACCAUCUGAUAGUACAAAAAUUCAGUUCUUUUUUAAAAUGGCAUUUAAAGAUUGCAAUAUAAAUCAAAAUUAUUCUAAAGAUUCAAUGGAUUUAUGGCUUAAUCUCCUUUACACAUACGAUAAAUUUGGAUGGUUUUAUGUUCAUCCUAAUGAUGUAAUUGAAAGUAUCAAAAAAGAACAUUUCGUUAGACAUAUUUUAAGUUACAGAAAUUUUAACCUAAAGAAUGGACACUUAUUAAUGUAUUUGGAUACACAAGUAUCCAAGUUAGUUGAUUUGAUACAUUUAGCUUUAAAAAUGGAUAAAUCGUUAUAUUCGUUAGAUUUUUCUUUAGAUAAUAAUUUUUUCAAAUAUGGAAAUGAUUUUCAUAUAUUAAAAACAAAUAUUUUAAAAACUAAAUUUAGCUAUGAUUAUGCUGACUCGAUUGCUAAUAAUUAUUUCUUUUUUGAUGAGAAAAAAAACGACGUUUUUAAUACGAUGUAUAAUAAUAAGUAUUAUAAGAAUAUUCCGAAUAUAUAUAGUCUUGCAUAUCAAUUAUUUAAUGAAUUGGCUAUUAAUAUUAAUGUUAUUACAAAUACACCUUUAAAAAGAAGAUUAAAAGAUAAAUCAAGUUAUGCUUAUUUCACUAUUUUAAAUAUAAUAGGGAAAAAUCAUGAUAUUUAUUCUAAAAGUUAUCGUUAUGUAUUUGCUUCUUAUAUUUUAGCUUUAGUCUUCUUUAUUGAAUCACAUAUAGAUAUAUCUAGAUACAAGCCUAAGGAUCUUUUUUUUUUAAAACAAUCUUAUCCUUUAAUUGAACAGAAAUAUGCUGAUGCUUUUUUAGUAGUGAAAAAAAGAUGUUCAUUAUUAUAUAAUUUUAUUAAUAUCAAAAAUAAUUCAGAUUCAUCUGAAUUAAGUCAUUUAGAAGAAGUUAUGAAAAUUUUAAGUUUAGUAAUAAUUGUAUUAUGGGGUAAAGAAAGUAAGAAAUCUCUUUAUUAUGACAAGAAUGUUAGUUUAUAUAAAAAAUUAAUGAUUAGUUGUAUUUUUAAUGGAGGAAAAUCAAUUCAGGAAAAAUUAGUUGAAGAUAUUACAAACUCAUGCGAUAUUUCUUUUUACGGUUUAACACCAAAAAUUUUAGUAGAAAUAAUUGAAAUAAAUCUAAGUAUUAAUAAAUGGAAUCCUGUAACUAUAGAAAAAUUAGCGUAUUCAUUUGUUUUAAAUUGCAAACUUCAAAUUAAUAUAUAUGAUUCUAUGAAUAUGGAAAAUAUUUCAUUAAAAAAUUUUUCUAAACUAGCGGUUGCACCAGAACUUUUAAAAACAUAUCAUUGUUUUAAAUUGGGAAGACAAGCUGCUAAAUUAUUAGAAUCGAUUAUUUUAAAAAAGAAAUUUGUUAGAUUUAGAGUCAAUGAUGCUAUUGAUGUAUAUGAUUUUUUUUAUAUAAAAAAAGUUGUUUCCAAAAAUGUUGCUGCUGAAUUUAAAGAAUUCUUAAGAGAUAAAGCAAAAUACGAAAAAAAACAAACUGAAAUUAUUAUGCAGAGUAGUCCUCUAACUGAAGAACAAACAAAAAAUCUAAUUGAUAAUUAUAGUUGUUACUGGUUUAGUAAUUUUGAAAAUUUUAGAACAUUAUGGAUGCACGUAUCAAGUAAAUUAGGUACAGGAACAUAUAUAAAAAAUUUUUUCUCUGAAAUAUGGGCAAAUAUUCAUUAUAUAUUCAAAAAAAAAAAACAAGUAAAAGAUGUUGAAUAUUUCCCUGUAAAAAUAUCUGAAUUGAACUUACUAGAUUUUUAUUCUCCAUUGGUAAUUUCGGAAAUAUAUUGUCAAGAACAAAUGCAAAUUUUUUUUUUUAAUUUAAAAGACAACAAAGAAGAAAAUCGUAGCGAAAUUCCUGAUAAGAUAAAAACUGCUUACUUUCAAUGUAAAUAUAAUUAUUAUAAAGAAAAUCACAGUGAUUUUAUUCAUAGAAUACAACCAAAUCAUUUUAUGAAUAAAAAAGUUUAUGUAAUAAAACAGCCGUAUUAUUUAAUUCACAAUAUUGAUAAUGUAUAUGAGACAAAACUUAUACGAUUAUUCUUAACUGAAAAAACACUUGAUUAUUUGCUAAUGGAUGAUAUCAACAUACCUGAAUGCUUUGGGCGUUGUACUACAAAACAUUUUAAUAGGGUUAUCCUUGAAGAUCAAAAUCCCAAGGAAAGAGAUGUUAUAAUUAAAAAUGCAUUAGUACCAGAGCACAAUUUACAUAAUAAAAGAAAAAAAAUGAUUAUAUAUGUAAAUGAAUCUUACGUUCAUAAUUUAAAUACAGAUUAUUUAACUAAAGAAAGGAUACGUAAAAUUGAUAUUGAAAACAAUAGUGUUAAAGUUUGUAUGGGAAAAAGUACGUAUUUUUUAAAUUCUUUUCUUAACAAAUCACAUUUUAAUUUAUCUCAUAAACCAGUUUAUGAUUUUCCACCUAAUCAUAACUUUCUUAUAUUUCUUAAAAAAAACGAACAUUUAAUAAAUAAAAACCCUAAUCAUGAAUGCUUUAUAAAUUAUGAUUUAUCAAUUAACAAUUUAGAUGUGGAGGAUCCAUAUCAUGAGAUAAGUGAAGACUUAAUAAAAAAUUUGUAUAUCUUAAAAAAUAAAUAG
This is a messenger RNA of Plasmodium relictum, 4044 nucleotides long. It is a transcript of the gene RhopH2, whose product is annotated as high molecular weight rhoptry protein 2, putative. The record is from RefSeq and is a predicted model, not a curated record. The transcript is spliced from 10 exons. Lineage: Eukaryota; Apicomplexa; Aconoidasida; Haemosporida; Plasmodiidae. Bases 1 to 4044 code for a protein of 1347 amino acids.